AUGUCCUUCCCGCAGCUGGGCUACCAGUACGUGCGGCCGCUCUACCCGCCCGAGCGGCCGGGCAGCGGCGGCGCCCGCGGCGGCGCCGAGCUCGCCCCGUCCGGGAGCCUCUCCAACGUGCUCUCCUCCAUGUACGGCGCGCCCUACGCCGCCGCGCAGGGAUACGGAGCCUUCCUGCCCUACGCGGCCGAGCUGCCCAUCUUCCCGCAGCUGGGCGCGCAGUAUGAGCUGAAGGAGAGCCCGGGGGUACAGCACGCCGCCUUCCCCCACCACCACCCCGCUUUCUACCCCUACGGGCAGUACCAGUUCGGCGACCCGUCGCGGCCCAAGAACGCCACCCGCGAGAGCACGAGCACGCUCAAGGCCUGGCUCAACGAGCACCGCAAGAACCCGUACCCCACCAAGGGCGAGAAGAUCAUGCUGGCCAUCAUCACCAAGAUGACCCUCACCCAGGUCUCUACCUGGUUCGCCAACGCGCGCCGCCGUCUCAAGAAGGAGAAUAAAAUGACCUGGGCCCCCCGCAGCAGGACUGAUGAGGAGGGCAACUCCUACGGGAGCGACCACGAGGGGGAAGAGGACAAGAGGGAGGACGAGGAGGAGAUCGACCUGGAGAACAUCGACACCGAGAACAUGGAGAGCAACAAGGACGAGCUGGAGGACGAGCUGCAGGAUGCUGAGCUCCUGCACUCCGACUCCAAGACGGACUCGGAGGGCUCCGAGGGCUUUGAGGACCUGCCCGGCUCCGAGGAGCGCUACCUCAAGGGCGCCGAGGGGGAGCCGCACCACCUCCACCACCACCACCUCCACCAUCACCACCACCACCUCCACCACCACAAGUGCGAGCUUCCCGCCGCCGCCGCCACCACAGCCCCGGCCGGCCUCGAGCCCCUCAAGGCGCCCCCGCCACCCCCGCACCACCUCUCCCCGUCGUCCUCCGCCUCCUCCUCCCCGACAGACGGCACUUUGGGCGGCUCCGCGCCCAAGCCCAAGAUCUGGUCGCUGGCCGAGACGGCCACGAGCCCGGACAACCCGCGCAAGUCGCCCGGCGCCAACUCGCCCCCGGCGGCCGCCCCGCAGCCGCUGCCGCCGCUGCCGCCCCACAGACUGAUGCCCCCCUGCCCGCUGGGCAAGUUCCCCAACUGGACGGGGCGCCCCUUCCACCACCAGCACCACCAGCACCACGCCGCGCACCCGCUGGCCUUGCUCGGGCCCCCGCACCUCCUGGGGCUCGGAGCCGCCGCCGCCGCCCCCGCCGCCUUCCCGCGACCCGCGGAGCCGGCGCAGAGCGCGGAGCCCGCCGGAACAGAUCGAUCUAGUGCCUUGGAAGUAGAGAAAAAGUUAAUAAAGACAGCUUUCCAGCCCGUUCAGAGGCGGUAAGAGAUUACUUCCUCGAUCUCCUAAGAAUAUAUAGAGAGAGUUGUAAGUGGUUAGCUUAUUUUCUCCUCUUCUCUGGCUCCUUUUGUAGGGCGGUAACUUUUUCUGCCUUAGCAGUGUGGUGGGUUAUUCUGAUUUCUU
Molecule: messenger RNA, 1515 nt
Organism: Nothoprocta perdicaria
Lineage: Eukaryota; Metazoa; Chordata; Aves; Tinamiformes; Tinamidae
Gene: IRX3
Product: iroquois homeobox 3
Exons: 3
Coding region: 1-1377 (458 amino acids)
Biological process (GO): cell development; regulation of transcription by RNA polymerase II; neuron differentiation
Cellular component (GO): nucleus
Molecular function (GO): RNA polymerase II cis-regulatory region sequence-specific DNA binding; DNA-binding transcription factor activity, RNA polymerase II-specific
Source: RefSeq, a predicted model, not a curated record